UUACGUUACAAAUUAUUUUAAGGAAGUCUUUUGAAUAGCUGUUUUACGCAGUGCUACGGCUCUAUGACGUAGGGUCGCACGUAAAUUGCGCAGGGUUUUACGUAAAGCUACAGCGGUCGCUAACGUUGGAACACUGCCUCAUAAAAUGGCGGAUCGUGGAGAAGAAGCGGAGAGUGAAGAUGAAUUGUAUGAGGUUGUUAACAUCACAGAUUAUGCCAGGAGGCAUCAGUGGUGGAGUCGUGUCUUUGGGACUAGUACAGGACCCAUUGCUGAAAAGUACUCUGUGACUUCACAGAUCAUGAUGGGUGGGGUGACAGGAUGGUGUGCUGGUUAUCUCUUUCAGAGGGUUGGAAAAAUUGUGGCAACUGGUGUCGGAGGAGGUUUUCUUUUGUUACAAAUUGCCAACCACAGUGGCUAUGUGCAGGUGGACUGGAAGAAAGUAGAAAAGGAUGUCAAUAAAGCUAAAAAGCAUUUGAAAAAAAAGGCAAACAAUGCACCUCCUGAGCUCAAUUCCAUUGUUGAAGAGUCUACAGAAUUUGUGAAGAGGAAUAUUGUUAUCUCAAGCGGAUUUGUUGGAGGAUUUCUGCUGGGUUUGGCAUCCUAAAUUAAACCUGGACCUACUGCCACUGGUUUAAAUUAUAUUCUCCUUCCAAUGGACAUUUGAAAACCAUCAUUGAACAUAUUACUGUGAAAUGUUGUUCUUAACUGUAGAUAGCUAAAACAUCCUUAAAAGAUAUCCUGUGCCAAUAACUUGUUUUUAAAAACGUUUGCUUGUUUUUUGCUCACUAUUUAUUAAUAAUACAUGAAGUUUGUUGCAAAUAUAACUUACAUAAUGUGUCUUAUAUUUAGCUUUUGAGUACAUUUGGGUUAAUAGAAUAGAAUAAUACACUUGCCAAAAACAUGUUUUUCUAUAUUUUUCUUUUAGUUGUGUAUUUUUAUUAUACAGUUCAAUUCACCAAUGACAUCCCUUCAUCAUUCUCUUUACGUCUUCCCUGGUGGGGUUGCAGGGAGUGUUGGACUAACCCAGUUGUCUCGGGCAUAAGCAUUGAACUGCCCUGGACAGAGGGCCAAUACCAAUAAUGUUUGUGGAAAUAAUAAAAUAUGUUUCUGGUUA
This is a messenger RNA of Triplophysa dalaica, 1114 nucleotides long. RefSeq names its product FUN14 domain containing 1 (gene fundc1). The record is from RefSeq and is a predicted model, not a curated record. Lineage: Eukaryota; Metazoa; Chordata; Actinopteri; Cypriniformes; Nemacheilidae. Gene Ontology annotation, biological process: autophagy of mitochondrion. Gene Ontology annotation, cellular component: mitochondrial outer membrane. The transcript is spliced from 5 exons. The coding region runs from base 146 to 604 and encodes 152 amino acids.